Messenger RNA from Perkinsus marinus ATCC 50983, 570 nucleotides. RefSeq names its product 40S ribosomal protein S18, putative. Gene Ontology annotation, molecular function: structural constituent of ribosome; RNA binding. The record is from RefSeq and is a predicted model, not a curated record. Lineage: Eukaryota; Perkinsozoa; Perkinsida; Perkinsidae. The coding region runs from base 39 to 488 and encodes 149 amino acids. Gene Ontology annotation, biological process: translation. The transcript has 3 exons. Gene Ontology annotation, cellular component: ribosome; small ribosomal subunit; cytosol.
CGCAGCACGGUGGUCUCCGUAGUCACAGCCUGUCGAAGAUGUCUCUCCCUAUUAACCAGGGCGACUUCCAGCAUAUCCAGCGUAUUUGCAACACUAACGUCGAUGGACGUGUCAAGGUUGCUUACGCUUUGACCGCUAUCAAGGGUAUUGGCCGUCGUUUCGCCACUCUCAUCUGCAAGAAGUGUGAGGUCGACACCAACAAGCGUGCUGGCGAGCUCACUCAGGAGGAGAUCCAGAAGAUCGUUCAGGUCAUCUCCAACCCUCAACAGUUCCGUAUCCCUCAGUGGUUCCUCAAUAGACAGCAUGAUCCCGUCGAUGGUACUUACUCUCAGAAGUACUCCAAUCUUUUGGAUGCUUCCAAGCGUGAGGAUUUGGAGCGUAUGAAGAAGAUGCGUCUCCACAGAGGUCUCCGUCACUACUGGGGCAUCAGAGUCCGUGGCCAGCACACCAAGACCUCUGGUCGUGGUGGUGUUCAUGCUGAUGACUAAGCACAGAGUAGCGAUCAUUACAGUAACGAUUGCUGCUUAUGGUUGAAAGGUCUACACUUCGAAGGCUUUGUACUCCGCCGGC